AUGCAGAACGGUGGCGGGCAGAAGAGCACGGAAGUCGGUUCAUUUGAUUUCCCGCAUGAUAAGGUUUUGAAGAUGCGACAGUGGGUACUCGCUUUCGCCGUAGACCGUUUCAAUAUUGUAGUUGAUUUCGACCUUGAUCUCGGACCUGUUGUUCGAUCCGUAUGCCCCCCUGUAUAUCUAUCACCCUCCGAAACAGAGAACAUUGCCUUUUCUGCUUUUCCGGACUCGCUGCAAUUCGAUCAAGGGACAGAGGUUCACUCGUUUAGGAUAAGAGUAUUUCCAGACUCUCUUCAUACACCUUGCCAGGAUUCUUUCAAGAGACCGGAGCCACUGGAUGGCUUCAUGUAUGGCUUUUCAUACUUCAGCCAAAAACGAGAUUCGAACUCCAAACGCGGGUAUCGACAGUCUUCGUUGGUGCUUCUAACGCAUCAUCAAUACCCAGCCUUCUUCACGAGCGUAGUCUCAAAGCUUGGGCCCCUUUUUCAAAACCAUGGCAUUACUAUGUUGGAAACAGGGUGUUACAACGUUGCAAAUUGGCCGAGCCCGUCGCCAGGCUCCACUCUCGAACUCGGUUUCCUAGGAUCUGUGCUCCACGUCGAACUGCCAACGAGCAUCGAUAGUCAGCAGCUCGUUGAAACUGCCUCUUUUGGAGGAGGAUUCGAUCCUACAGAGCAUUUGCUGGCAUCAUCAGUGCCGCUCUACCCUCCUUCGAUCAACUUGUUUGAGGCUUCGUUGUCCCAUCUGUGGUCUGUCUGGGAAUGUUUAAUAUUAUGUGAGCCCAUAUUGGUCUACGGCCCUUCGCCUUCCAUGACAAGCCAGGCCGUCUGGUGGCUGCGCGAUCUUAUACGCCCCAUUCCAUUGGCGGCAGAUAUCCGACCAUACUUUACUAUUCAUGACAGAGAUCAUGCAUUGCUGGUGAACAAGUCUCCCCCAAAAACGGGUUUAGUCAUUGGUGUCACAAAUCCGUUCUUUGAAAAGUCGUGUACUCAUUGGCCCCAUGUUUUGAGCGUGGGACGGAAAACAAGACCAGGUACCACGGUUGUCGCUGGUCCCAGUGCGGGAUGGAUGACUAAAACUCAUCGGCGGUACAUCUCCAAAGAUCGUCAACUACUGAAACGUCUUGAAAAGGCGUGCACCUCGAGCACGUCGGACAGAAUGCAAGCUUCGUUGGAAUUGCGAAGACAUUUUUGUUCCCGCACCAAUGCCGUUCUCGUGCCAUUGAAUCGUUAUCUCAACACUCUCAUACCAUCGCCAGCGGAACGUAAUAAGACUCUGUGUCUCCGCCGACUGAAACCAUUCAAUACCGCCGAGUUCUUUUCGUCAUUGAGGUCGAGUCCCUCUGCCCUGCCUUUCAAGUCCUCUUCAAAACAAAGGGAAUUUUAUGAGAAGUGGCUACGAACUCCUGCCUUCGGGCUGUGGUUGGCUCGUCAGGAAGAGGUCGUGCAGGAUGCACUGCGACAGAAGACAUGA
Pisolithus orientalis is the source of this 1470-nucleotide messenger RNA. RefSeq lists its product as uncharacterized. Lineage: Eukaryota; Fungi; Basidiomycota; Agaricomycetes; Boletales; Pisolithaceae. Bases 1 to 1470 code for a protein of 489 amino acids. The transcript has 9 exons. The record is from RefSeq and is a predicted model, not a curated record. Gene Ontology annotation, cellular component: recycling endosome. Gene Ontology annotation, molecular function: guanyl-nucleotide exchange factor activity.